Messenger RNA from Eleginops maclovinus (Patagonian blennie), 2256 nucleotides. It is a transcript of the gene polg2, whose product is annotated as polymerase (DNA directed), gamma 2, accessory subunit. The record is from RefSeq and is a predicted model, not a curated record. The coding region runs from base 634 to 1989 and encodes 451 amino acids. Gene Ontology annotation, cellular component: cytoplasm; mitochondrion. NCBI's taxonomy places the organism in Eukaryota, Metazoa, Chordata, Actinopteri, Perciformes, Eleginopidae. Gene Ontology annotation, biological process: mitochondrial DNA replication. The transcript is spliced from 8 exons.
CAUUAUCAUGAACUGCAUCUUUGUAGCACUGAUUCAAACAUAAUGUGUUUUCGAUACAUUUAUUUUGGACCUUUCAUAUAUAUAUAUCAUUUAAUUUCUUGUAUAUUAUUUAUUAUACCACAGUUUUGUGGACACAUACUGCUCAAAAUAAAGAAAAUACACCUCCUGAAAUAUCGUUCCCUAACCCGGAUGUAUUAAGUCACUUCCGGGUCCUCAAUCGCUUGUACCUCCUGUGAAUUUUAAAAACUUUAUCCAUCUUUGUACAUUAACUUUGACAACAAUUGUAAGGGACUGUACGGUGAGUGCAUUUUGUUGUUAAUGCACUGACAGGCUCUGAUAUUUUGAUGUGUGCAACUUUAGCGUGCAAGCCGUUAGCUUAGCUAAAGUAACCCUCACCGGACGGAGGAUGGAGCCACCUCUCAGUGAACAUGUGUUCAGCCAAAACAAUUAACUUUUUUAUGUAAGAACGGUUACUUGCUAGAUUUAGGUCUAGCAAUUAUUGAAAAUAAAUAUUCAUAUUCAACAUUGGCAUUUGCGUUUUAUUUGGACUGUUAGUGGUCUUUCAAGAGGCGUUUACUCAUGAGAAGUCAUCAAUAGACAAUCUUUGGAUUAACCCCUCUGAACCUUCUCAUCAUGUUAUAUUACUGUGUCAGAAACGUCUGCAAAUUAAAACCCUCACCAUGCAGAGUGACCCUGGCUCUGCAACACACCAGAAGACUAUGCAGUUCAUCCUCGGGGGAAGGUGUGGAUCGAGUGAAGACUUUGCUGCAGCUCUGUGUGGACAGGUACUAUGUUUCACCGGGUCAGUCUAACACGGAGCUGUUUCAGCGGGGCAUGAGCUGCUGUUAUGGGCCUCUGGGCAUGGAGCUGAGGAGAAACCUGCUGCAGCAGUGGUGGCUCUCUGUGACCGGACCCACACAGCAGGUGUUUGGGAUUAAUACUCUGAGCAGCAGCAAGGACACAGCAACAGAUGGACUGAGGUUUGUUGAGAGCGAACAUUUAAAACCCAUACUUGAACAGCAAGAACUGAGCAAGGAGCAACUCGUGCAGAAGAUACAAACACUCAUCCAGAGGUCCCCUUCUCUGAGGACAGGCUUUCUUCAAGGUGCCUUGGAGCAAUUUGUCCCCUCCUUGGAGCUGGUGAACAGGAAGCUGCCCUUCGGCCUGGCUGAGACCGGGCUGUGCUUUCAACCCAGAGAUGGCUCCGGUUGCCCGGCUGAGGUGACCCAGACAUCUCUGGUGUGGUUCUGUCCUCCUCGUACCUCUUCUCAGUGGCUGGAUCACUGGAGCCGACAGAGACUGAAGUGGUGGAGGCAAUUUGCCCUGUCUCCAUCAGAGUUCAGCAGUAGUGACGUCCCAGAGCAGGAACUGGAGGAAUCGGCGACUCGUGGUGCGAGGAUACUUUACAGCUUCCCAUGGGGACAGGAGCCCCUGGAGACGCUGUGGAGCAGAGGAAGCACCGAGCUGCUGCAGACACACAAAGGAGUCCGCACCAAACUGCAGUGUCGAGAUGGUCGGAAAUCAAUCCCUCAUGUCAUCUCAGUAACUGGGAACAUGGACCGUGGUGUGAUGGCCUUCCUAUCCAACUCACUCCAGCAGCUGAAAAAAGAAGAAAGCAAACAGAAAAUGCUGCAGCGAAAGGUUCUGAAGUUGCACCCAGUGUUGGCUCCAGUAAAAGUGGCUUUAGACAUUGGCAGGGGCACCACUGUCGAGCUGCGACAGGUUUGUGAAGGGCUGCUGCAAGAGUUUAUGGAGGCUAAGAUUUCUACCUGGCCUGGGUAUCUUGAAACAAAGCCAACAUCAAUGGAGCAACUGAACACAAAGUAUGAUGAGAUGGGAGUGCUUUUCACAGUGGUGAUCAGUGAGAACACUCUGGAGAGCGGCCUUCUUCAGGUCCGCAGCAGAGACACCACCAUCAAAGAGACCAAGCACAUCUCUGAAAUCAAGAACUUUCUCUCCAGAUACAUUUCUGCUGCCGACAACAUCUAAAUGAACUUUUUCUUUUGGCAACUAAGAGGAAAGUUUGAACAUUGUGCUGCUUUAGUUUUGAAUCUCCUACGGUUCAAUUCAGGCUUUGUUGGAAGUUUGAUGUGAAGAUUUGGAAUAAAUGUUAAGUGAGUUUAUUUCUGUCUCAUUUUAAGCAUUAAAAGAUUCAGAAUGUCUCCUAAAUGUUUUACUUUUUUGUUGGGAUUGUCCUUGUGCUCUUUGCGUUAGUUGUGUUGUAGACUAGUUGCUUACAGGUGACUUUGAGUUUCA